AUGUUUUUGGAUGAAUGCAGAAGCGAAUUUGAGACGGACUGCCUCUACAAAGUUCUGGGCGUCGAAAAGAAUUGCGAUGAGAAAGCGCGUAAGUUAAAAUUUUGGCACUGCAGAAGAUAUUUAGGACGCUGUUAAUUUCAGUGAAAAAGGGCUACUACCGCCAAUCCAUGCGUUGGCAUCCGGACAAAUCCAAUCUGAAAGAAGAAGAGAAAGCGGAGUACACGACAAAAUUCCAGCUGCUCAACAAGGCCUAUCAAAUUCUUUCGGACGACGAGAGAAGAAAGAUUUACGACGAAACUGGCUCGGUGGACGACGAGGCCGGAGAGCUGAAAGCGGAUGUUCUGAAGGCUUGGAGAAGCAUGUUCAGGAAAGUGACGAAAGAGGACAUCGACAACUUCAUGGAGCAGUUCGAAGGCUCCGAGCAACAGAAACAGGACCUGAUUGCUGCGUACAAAAAGCACGACGGAGACAUUCGAAAAAUCCAGGAAACAGUUAUCGGAUAUGGAGACAUCGAGAAGCUGAAGGGCACAUUGGACGCUCUCAUAGACGAGGGUAUCAUCGGAAAUACGAAGAAGUACGAGGCAACCACUUCUGAGGUGAGGAAAUGAAAGGGGGAAAAUGAGUAACUGAUGAGAUUCCAGAAAAAGAUAAAAGCGUACAAACGGAAGGCCGAGAAAGAGGCCGCUGAAGUUGAGAACUCGACGGAUGUGAGACUGAAGCAUCUGUAAAUUAUAAAGUUUUUUUUGUCUUCCAGAGUCACUCGGACCUCGUCGCCCUUAUCCAGGGCCGUCAGCAGGAGCGUAACAGUUCGUUCCUCGACGCACUGGCAGCCAAGUACGCACCUUCCUCCUCCAAGAAGGCCAAGCGGCAGUAA
Caenorhabditis sp. 36 PRJEB53466 is the source of this 874-nucleotide messenger RNA. The record is from the annotation of a GenBank genome assembly. Lineage: Eukaryota; Metazoa; Nematoda; Chromadorea; Rhabditida; Rhabditidae.